UCAGAACAUCGUCGGCCGCCGCCGCACGUCACCCACCUCCUAAGACCCCCCAAAACCAGCCCUCGUCUAUGGAGUGGUUUAUUAGAAGACCGGAAGGCUCCGAAUGAUCUGCGUCUCAUCUGCCUCGCGCUAUAUUGUUGCCCGAUCCUUUUCUUCCUCCUUCAAGAUGUCUCGUUCAGCAUUGGAUGAGAUGACAGAAUCUGGUGCAUUCAAUCGCACACCAUCAACCUUCCGCAAUUUCAUUUCCAAAGAGAAGACAUCUCAAUUUCCAUCUGAAACUGGAAGGUAUCACCUAUAUAUAUCAUAUGCAUGUCCGUGGGCAUCCAGAUGUCUUUCUUUUCUGAUGCUCAAGGGACUUGAAAAGGACAUUAGUUACACAGCUGUAAAACCAAUAUGGGAAAGGACCAAGGAGAAUGAUGAGCAUUUUGGAUGGGUUUUUCCCUCUUCUAGUACAGAAGAACCAGGAGCAGAACCUGAUCCUCUUAAUGGUGCCAAAAGUAUCAGGGAACUUUAUGAGCUUGCUAGCACAAAUUACAUUGGAAAAUAUACUGUUCCAGUUCUAUGGGAUAAAAAACUCAAAACAAUUGUGAACAAUGAGAGUGCAGAAAUAAUCCGUAUGUUAAAUACUGAGUUCAAUGACAUAGCUGAUAAUCCAACCCUUGAUUUAUACCCCCCUCAUAUGCAAACCAAGAUAGAUGAGCUCAAUGAAUGGGUGUACGACACAAUAAAUAAUGGGGUAUACAGAUGUGGCUUUGCCAAGAAACAAGGUCCUUACAAUGAGGCUGUUGAAAAAUUAUAUGAAGCAUUAGACAAAUGUGAGGAGAUCCUUGGCAAGCAACGGUAUAUUUGUGGGAAUACACUUACUGAAACUGAUAUUCGCUUGUUUGUUACUCUGAUCAGGUUUGAUGAGGUGUAUACUGUUCACUUCAAAUGCAACAAGAAACUCCUCCGUGAAUACCCAAAUCUGUUUAAUUACACGAAGGAUAUAUUCCAAAUUCCAGGCAUGAUCAGUACUGUCAACAUGGCGCACAUUAAGCAGCACUAUUAUGGAAGUCAUCCUUCUAUCAAUCCAUUUGGAAUUAUUCCAAUUGGUCCAAGUGUAGAUUAUUCUUCUCCACAUGACAGAGAAAGAUUUCGAUCUUGAAAUUUCAUGUAAACCAUCCUGGGAAUUCUUGUUAUCCGUGUGGAGAAAUAAACAUAGUCGAGAUAAAUUUAUGGCAACUUUUUCUCUCUGUUAUGCAGAUAUGUGCUUUCUCUUGUGCUUACCUCAGAACUAGAUGGUUGGGCAUGUUAUGAGUUUCUAAUUGCUCAUGUAAUCUUGUUAAGACUUGAAUGGUUUAAGGAGUCACUAUGUCACUUUGAUGUGGUUUGUCUGCUA
Messenger RNA from Zingiber officinale, 1378 nucleotides. RefSeq names its product glutathionyl-hydroquinone reductase YqjG-like. The record is from RefSeq and is a predicted model, not a curated record. Lineage: Eukaryota; Viridiplantae; Streptophyta; Magnoliopsida; Zingiberales; Zingiberaceae. Bases 104 to 1144 code for a protein of 346 amino acids. Gene Ontology annotation, molecular function: glutathione transferase activity. Gene Ontology annotation, cellular component: cytoplasm. The transcript is spliced from 6 exons.